CAUUUAACAAGCGAGUUCUCGCGAAGAAAGUGGGAUUCGAGGCGGCGGCAAGUUUCCUGAAGAGCUAGGACGUUCUUACGGAAAUCAGUGAAUAAGUGCUAAAUUUCCCGAGCUUUGGAUGCUUCAUUUUGGGAGAAAUGAGACUACUUAAGAGCAUGUAAUGACUAUUGAAAAUCAUCAUUCAUAUUUUGUUUUGUUGAAAUACUAUGGCUAACUCGUUAGAAAAUGGCGUAAAAGAAGAACCUAAGACACAGUUCUCUGCCCGGGAAGGAACCUACCGGUUGAUGUCUCACUCAGAUUACUCUCGGCCAAACAGAGUUGGCUAUAGCAGUGCUGGGCAUGCAAACACUCCUGUUCGUGUUUCAUUUGCAACGGUGCAAGAGCAGUCUGGCACUAGUGAACGAAUAUGCUUUAAUCAUGGAAGAGAGUUAUAUUUAUAUGUGUAUAGGGGCAUUAAAAAGGCGGCAGAUCUGACAAAGCCAAUUGACAAGCGGGUGUACAAGAGCACGAGUCCUACAUGUCAUGACUUCCGACCAGAUGCUAGUGCUGCUGAAAGCCUCUCACUACUGGUUGGCUUUACUGGGGGGCAGGUGCAGCUCAUUGACCCUCUUCACAAGGACACCAAGAUCUUCAAUGAUGAGCAGCUGAUCGAGAAGACGAAGGUGACGUGCGUGCGUUGGCUGCCCAACACGCCGCACCAGUUCCUCGCCUCGCACGCCAGCGGCCAGCUGUACCUGUACUCGGAGCGGCUGCCGUGCGGCCCGGCCGCACCCACCUACCAGACGUUCAAGCAGGGCGACGGCUUCACUGUGUACACGUGCAAGGCGCGCAGCACGCGCAACCCGCUGUACCGCUGGGCCGUGGGCGAGGGCGCCGUCAACCGGUUCGCGUUCUCGCCGUGCGGCCGCCACCUGGCCACUGUGUCGCAGGACGGGUGCCUGCGCGUUUUCCGCUACGACAGCAUGGAGCUGGCCGGCGUGGCGCGCAGCUACUUCGGCGCGCUGACGUGCGUGGCGUGGUCGCCGGACGGCCGGUACGUGGCGGCCGGCGGCGAGGACGACCUGCUCACCGUCUGGAGCCUGGCUGAGCGGCGCGUGGUGGCGCGCGGCCGCGGCCAUCGCUCCUGGGUGGCCGACGUGGCGUUCGACCCGUACACGACCGUGGUGGACGGCGGCGGCACGGGCGACCUGCCGCCCGCCGCCAACGGCAACGGCAACGGCUACUGCUCGGACCAGGGCAGCGGCGGCUCGGCGUCGCCGCCGCCGCUCGUCUCCUACCGGAUCGGGUCUGUGGGCCAGGACACGCAGCUCUGUCUUUGGGACCUGACGGACGACGUUCUGCGCCGGCCGUACGGCAAGAGCCGCGCCAGCGUGGCGCUGGCGCGCCGCGACCUGCACCGGCUGAUCGGCACGCCCGGCUGCCCCCGGCUGACCGACUGUCCGAUCCUGGAGCCGCACGUCAGCUGCCGCGUCUCGCACGAGCGGCUCAGCUCCAUCACCUUCCGCGAGCACUGCCUGGUGACGGGCUGCAGCGACGGCUACGUCAGCACCUGGGCCCGGCCCGGGGCGACCACGGCGGUCGGUUGUCAGGUCACCAGUCCGGGCGAUGCGUGGUGGCGAAGUCGGAACACGCGGCGGAACGGCGAGGCCACGGACGAGACGGCGUGA
Pollicipes pollicipes is the source of this 1667-nucleotide messenger RNA. RefSeq names its product WD repeat-containing protein 20. Lineage: Eukaryota; Metazoa; Arthropoda; Thecostraca; Pollicipedomorpha; Pollicipedidae. Bases 207 to 1667 code for a protein of 486 amino acids. The record is from RefSeq and is a predicted model, not a curated record. The transcript has 6 exons. Gene Ontology annotation, molecular function: protein binding.